This is a messenger RNA of Engraulis encrasicolus (European anchovy), 9333 nucleotides long. RefSeq names its product voltage-dependent R-type calcium channel subunit alpha-1E-like. Lineage: Eukaryota; Metazoa; Chordata; Actinopteri; Clupeiformes; Engraulidae. The transcript has 50 exons. Gene Ontology annotation, molecular function: high voltage-gated calcium channel activity. Gene Ontology annotation, biological process: chemical synaptic transmission; calcium ion import across plasma membrane. The record is from RefSeq and is a predicted model, not a curated record. Gene Ontology annotation, cellular component: neuronal cell body; membrane; voltage-gated calcium channel complex.
AUGCAUGGCGGUUCAGAUGGAGCCCUGUCCCCCUGUCCCGACCCCUGUGGUGGCCCCAGCGAGAGGGCCGCCAGCGGGGGCACGCUACACCACUCCUACCUGCCUCUGCCGGAGCCCGAGGCGUGGCGGGUGGCCGGGCGCCAGGGUUUGACCCCGGGGUCGCGCUCCUGCUCCCUGCAGGUACCGCCCACGGUCUCCGGGAGCGUGCUGCUUCUCCCGCGGGCCGCCACCUUUGACGUCUCGUACACACAGGACGGGGCGACGGCUGGCCUCAGCGCGCCGCCGCAGAGCCCCGGCAGUGUCAGUAUGCGGAGGCGGGGAGGCAUCGUGGACCAGCGGGAUGUGGUGCGGGCACACCAGGCACACAAGAUCCAGAGCACACCGCAGGCACGCAGGAAGGAAUGGGAAAUGGCCCGUUUUGGGGAGGACGUGCCCAAUGUGAUGGAGUCCGGAGAGAGUGCCACGGAGCCUGCAUUGGAGGGUCAGGGAGACGCCGAAUCAACGGGGGAGAUGAAACAAGCAAAAGCCCAGCGGGCUCGCACUAUGGCCCUUUACAACCCCAUCCCGCACAGGCAGAACUGCUUCACUGUCAACAGGUCCCUAUUCAUUUUCGCCGAGAACAACAUCAUCCGUAGAUCUGCAAGGCGGAUCAUAGAAUGGCCUCCAUUCGAGUAUAUGAUUCUAGCCACCAUCAUAGCAAACUGCAUCGUGCUGGCCCUGGAGCAGCAUCUCCCAGGGGAGGAUAAGACACCAAUGGCCAAACGGCUGGAGAAAACAGAGCCAUAUUUCAUAGGCAUCUUCUGCUUUGAGUUUGGGAUCAAGCUGGUCGCUCUGGGCUUUGUAUUCCAUAAGGGGUCCUACCUGCGGAACGGCUGGAACGUCAUGGACUUCAUUGUGGUUCUCAGUGGGAUUUUAGCCACAGCUGGCGCUCACAUGAAUAUCCCAGUGGACCUGCGGACGCUUAGGGCUGUACGGGUGCUGAGACCCCUCAAGCUGGUGUCUGGCAUCCCCAGUCUUCAGAUCGUGCUGAAGUCCAUCAUCAAGGCCAUGGUGCCCCUGCUGCAGAUCGGCCUGCUGUUGUUCUUCGCCAUCCUCAUGUUUGCCAUCAUCGGUCUGGAGUUCUACAGCGGCAAGCUCCACCACACCUGCCUGCCAGUGCCAGACAUCCUCGAGAACGAAACGGUGGACUCAUCGGAGGUGGAGUUCGCCUGUGGGGUGAGGAAGUGCCCUGACAAGUACGAUUGCAACGGCACCUGGAUCGGCCCCAACGACGGCAUCACGCAGUUCGACAACAUCCUAUUCGCCGUGCUCACUGUGUUCCAGUGCAUCACCAUGGAGGGCUGGACGGCCGUCCUCUACAACACUAAUGAUGCACUGGGAGUAACAUGGAACUGGAUGUACUUCAUUCCCCUCAUUAUUAUCGGAUCGUUCUUUGUGCUGAACCUGGUUCUGGGAGUGCUGUCCGGAGAGUUUGCUAAGGAGAGGGAGCGUGUGGAGAACCGGCGAGCCUUCAUGAAACUCCGGCGGCAGCAGCAGGUGGAGAGGGAGCUCAAUGGAUACCGUGCCUGGAUAGACCGAGCAGAGGAAGUGAUGCUCGCCGAGGAGAAUAAGAACUCAGGGAGGUCAGCUUUAGAUGUUCUAAAACGAGCCACCAGCAAGAAGAACGCAAGGCGCCGCGGGCCUGGAGAGGACUCCAAGUACUCUGAGAUCUCCACAGUCGGUGGUCCCCGACCACGGGUGGGCAUCCGCACGGCGCGUCGCGGCCCGGCCGCGUACCUGAGGCGCAAGGAGCGCAUGCUGCGCAUCUCGAUCCGGCGUAUGGUAAAGACGGACUCCUUCUACUGGGUGGUGCUCAGCCUGGUGGCUCUCAACACCAUCUGUGUAGCCAUCGUCCACCACAAUCAGCCCGACUGGCUCACCAUAUUUCUGUACUAUGCUGAGUUUGUGUUUCUGGGGCUGUUUCUUGCGGAGAUGUUCCUGAAGAUGUACGGCCUGGGGUUCAGACUCUAUUUCCACUCAUCCUUCAACUGUUUUGACUGCGGGGUGAUUGUUGGCAGCAUCUUUGAAGUAGUGUGGGGAUUCUUCCGCCCAGGUGUGUCCUUUGGCAUCAGUGUUCUCAGGGCACUCCGACUGCUGAGGAUCUUCAAGAUAACAAAGUACUGGGCAUCCCUGAGGAACCUGGUGGUGUCUCUCAUGAGCUCCAUGAAGUCUAUCAUCAGCCUGCUCUUCCUCCUCUUCCUCUUCAUCGUUGUGUUCGCUCUCUUAGGCAUGCAGCUGUUUGGCGGCAGGUUCAUCUUUGAAGAUUACACCCCCACCAACUUUGACACAUUUCCGGCAGCCAUCAUGACAGUCUUUCAGAUCCUGACUGGAGAGGACUGGAACGACGUGAUGUACAACGGCAUCCGGUCCCAGGGGGGCGUGCAGUACGGCAUGUGGUCCUCCAUCUACUUCAUCAUCCUCACUCUGUUUGGAAACUACACACUGCUGAAUGUCUUCUUGGCUAUCGCUGUGGACAAUCUUGCCAACGCACAGGAAUUAACAAAGGAUGAAGAGGAGGAAGAGGAGUUCUUCAACCAGAGGUUCAAAGGCAGAGAGUUUGGCCUAUCAGAAAGGAGACGAAGGCCAUACCUGUACAGGAAGCGAGCCAUCCACCGCGGUAGGCCAGCUCCUGGCGAGGAGGAGGAGGAUGAACCACCCCCGCCCCGAGAUGAGCAGCCCGUCAACUCGGCCUUCUCCAACCGACGCGAUCGCCGCAAGAAGACAAGCAUGUCCGUGUGGGAGCAGCGGGCCAACCAGCUGCGCAAGCGGCGGCAGAUGGCCAGCCGCGAGGAGCUGUUCGGCAGCCCCACCGAGGACAACAUGGACACGCCCACUGGCGGCGGCCACCACCUGCCCCACGCGCCCUCCCUCUCCCCCGAGACCAGCCCGGGGCACCUGCCUGAGUCGCCCAUGUCCGUGGGCAUGGAAAUGCCGGAGCCGCCCAUGUCCAUCCCUGAGCCUCCCGAGUCGGAGCCUCUGCCCCUGCUGAGCUGCGUGACGGAGGAGAGGACGGGGUCUGGAGGUGGCGGGGGAGGAGCGACCAGCCACCGGUCCAACACCGAGCGGAGGCACCGCGUGGCCAGGAAGUUCCGCGCGGCGGCCAUGGUGGCCGGGAUGGAAGGGACGGCAGGGGAGGGAGGGCGGCACAGGAAGCACCACCGGCAUCGCGAGGGGCGACACAGAGAUUCGCCCACGCAGGCGGAGGGCGGCGCGGACAGGAAGACCCCAGAGGCCUGUGGUGCUGAGGAGGGCAGGCAGCCUGAGGAGGGAGCCAGCAGCCAGGCAGGAGCCAGGGAUGGAGAUGGCCACAGCAGUGAACCAUUACCCGACGUGGUGGGUGAUGUGCAGCCAUCGGCUGAGAGUGCGGAGGCCCAGCCCCUGAUGGAGGGCCACCAGGCCAGGCAGGAGGGUGGCGGGGAGGCCCCUCUAGACCAGCAGCAGGGGCCAGAGGAAGGGGUGGAGCUGGCCUACCUGACCGGCAGCACCAGGGACACACAGGAGAACACUAGUGCUUAUCUGAACCAGGAGGAACCCCCUGCUGACAACAGUGUGGUCAUUGAGAUGUCUGGAGCCCAGCCAUUGCUGGAGCUCGCCCCCAUGACUGUGAACUUCAAAGAGAUGGAGGCUUCCCACUCGGACCGGAGUGAGAGAACGGAAGAGGAUGGCGAGGAGGAAGAGGAGGCUCCGAGCCCUCCCAAACCAGUGGCGCCAGACAGCAUGUUCAUCUUCAAGGCCUCCAACCCGCUAAGAAGGAUAUGCCACUAUGUGGUGACCCUGCGCUACUUUGAGAUCACCAUCCUGUUGGUGAUUGUGGCGAGCAGCAUUGCUCUGGCAGCAGAGGACCCGGUCUGCACAAACUCAGACAGGAACAAAGUUCUGAGAUAUUUUGACUACGUCUUCACUGGUGUCUUCACAUUUGAGAUGAUAAUUAAGAUGAUCGACCAGGGCCUGAUUCUCCAUGACGGCUCGUACUUUCGUGACCCAUGGAACUUCUUGGACUUCAUUGUGGUAGUGGGGGCACUGAUAGCCUUCGCUCUGACCAAUGUGAUGGGGAACAACAAGGGGAGGGACAUCAAGACCAUCAAGUCCCUACGAGUUCUCAGAGUCCUGCGUCCCCUCAAGACCAUUAAGAGACUCCCCAAACUGAAGGCGGUGUUUGACUGUGUGGUGACCUCCCUGAAGAACGUCUUCAACAUCCUGAUCGUCUACAAGCUCUUCAUGUUCAUCUUCGCCGUCAUCGCCGUGCAACUCUUCAAGGGGAAGUUCUUCUACUGCACUGAUGGGUCUAUGAACACACAAAAAGAAUGCCAGGGCUACUACAUUGACUACUCGCGGGACAGGAAGGAGGUGAAGAGGCGCGAGUGGAAGAGACAUGAGUUCCACUUCGACAACGUCAUGUGGGGACUGCUGACCCUCUUCACCGUGUCCACCGGGGAGGGCUGGCCUGAAGUCCUGCAGCACUCGGUGGACGUGACGGAGGAGGAUCAUGGGCCCAGUCGCGGCAACCGGAUGGAGAUGUCCAUCUUCUACGUGGUCUACUUCGUGGUCUUCCCCUUCUUCUUCGUCAACAUCUUCGUAGCUCUCAUCAUCAUCACCUUCCAGGAGCAAGGAGACAAAAUGAUGGAGGAGUGCAGCCUGGAGAAGAACGAGAGAGCCUGCAUUGACUUUACCAUCAGUGCCAAGCCCCUGACCCGCUACAUGCCCCAGAACCGGCAGACCUUCCAGUACCGCCUCUGGCACUUUGUGGUGUCGCCCUCGUUUGAGAACACUGUGCUGGUGAUGAUCGCCCUCAACACAGUGGUGCUCAUGAUGAAGUACCACUCUGCUCCCCCUGCCUAUGACACGGUCCUGAAGCACCUCAACACAGCCUUCACUGUACUCUUCUCUUUAGAGUGCAUCCUCAAGAUCAUGGCCUUUGGUUUCAUAAACUAUUUUCAUGACACAUGGAACAUCUUUGACUUCAUCACCGUGUUGGGAAGCAUAACAGAGAUUGUAGUGGAUUUGCAGUCAUUCAAUGGCUUCAACAUGAGUUUCCUAAAGCUGUUUCGAACAGCUCGACUAAUAAAACUCUUGCGUCAGGGAUACACCAUCCGCAUUCUCCUCUGGACCUUUGUACAGUCCUUCAAGGCACUGCCGUACGUGUGUUUGCUCAUUGCCAUGCUGUUCUUCAUCUAUGCCAUCAUUGGAAUGCAGGUGUUUGGAAACAUCAAACUGAAUGAUGAGAGCCACAUCAACCAACACAACAACUUCAAGACCUUCUUCAGUGCACUGAUGCUGCUCUUCAGGAGUGCCACCGGUGAGUCGUGGCAGGAGAUCAUGCUGUCGUGUCUGGCAGGGAAGGGGUGUGAGCCGGACCCCUCCAUCGCCCCCCACCUGACCUCCCCCGACCACCUGGGGGGCUGUGGCACAGACUUCGCCUACUUCUACUUUGUGUCCUUCAUAUUCUUCAGCUCAUUCCUGAUGCUGAAUCUGUUUGUCGCUGUGAUCAUGGACAACUUUGAGUAUCUGACACGGGACUCGUCCAUCCUGGGGCCUCACCACCUGGAUGAGUUUGUGCGCAUCUGGGGCGAGUAUGACCGCGCCGCAUGCGGCCGCAUUCACUACACGGCCAUGUAUGAGAUGCUGACCCAUAUGUCCCCUCCACUGGGCCUGGGGAAGAAGUGUCCCGCCAAAGUGGCCUACAAGAGGCUUGUCCUGAUGAACAUGCCUGUGGAUGAAGACAUGACCGUACACUUCACCUCCACCCUCAUGUCUCUCAUACGGACGGCUCUGGAGAUCAAAAUAGCCCGAGGAGGUGAGGACCGCGUGCAGCUGGACACAGAGCUCCAGAAGGAGAUCAGCAUCAUCUGGCCACACCUCUCUCAGAAGACACUCGACUUGCUGGUACCCAUCAACAAAGACACAGACAUGACAGUCGGGAAGAUCUACGCCUCUAUGAUGAUCAUGGACUACUUCAAACAGAGCAAAGCCAAGAAGCUCAAGGCUCUGGUGGAGGCAAAGCUCUAAGCCCUCGAUAUUAUAGCGAUGCAACUGUCCCUCUUCUGUCUUUUGCAGAAGAACAGCAACAGCAGCCCAACUCUGCCUCUCAUCACACACAGUGCAGGCUCAGCCUUGACAAGAGGAGGUUUUGUGGCAUUGAGCCCUAUAUCGCCACAGGAGCUCUUCAUGCAGCCCAUAGCUCAAAACAUGGAAGAGAGCCACUCUCUAAAUGUUGUGGGAGAGUACAGUGGGUUUGUGGGUGCGGCCCUGGCCCUCCCCGGACGGGGGCUGUUUAUGCGGGCGUCCUCCAUGCCCCGCCUGGCCGUAGCCGCACAGGUGGACCUUGACAGCGGGGUGAUGAAGCGUUCCUCCUCCACGGUGGGGGAGCAGGGAGUGAACGGCUUGUGGCGGGAGGGCUCCUCCCCUGAGCGCGUCUACCGUCCGCGACACAAAAGCUACAAGGCUGCAGUGUCCCGUUCGGACCCGUGGCAGCAGGGCGAGCGGGAGCGGGAGCGCGGGCGUUCCAAGGAGCGCCGCCAUCUGCUCUCCCCAGACGCCUCCCGCUGCAACUCGGAGGAGCGCAGCCCCCAGCCCCGAUCGCGCUCCCCCAGCGCCGAGAGGCCGCCGCGGCCCGGCAACAGACAGGGCAACAGCUCCGACAGCCCGGUCCCUUCCACGUCUGAGUCCAGCACCCCAAGUGUAAGAAGGCCCACGUCCCAGACCCCCACGCGCUCGCGGCCCCACAUCUCCUACUCGCCCCUGGUGUGCCGCACGCAGGCCUCGUCAAUGGCAGACGGCGGCGACGAUGACGACGACGAGGAUGAGAGGGCCGCGCAGCGGCCUGAGGUUCGACUCAGGGAGGCUUCCUGGGACGCAGGAGGGGAGGAGGAGGAGGAGGAGGAGGAGGAGGAAGAGGAGACGGCAAUGGGCGGCAGGGGGGGGGACACAGACAGGGACAGCGAUGAGUACCUGUGCUCGCGGGCCCCGCGGCGCUGCCCCUCGGAACCCUACCUGGCGCUGCAGGACGACGAGCCAGACCCCUCGGCUCCCAUGGAGACACUCACCUUCGAGGCGGCCAUGGCGACCAGCCUCGGCCGCUCCAAUACGGUCAGCGCCUCGGUGCGCACGCGCUCUCGCAUGGGCUGGCAGAUACCCAACGGACACUUCCGGAAGCGGCUGGCCCAGAGCGCCUCCACCGCCAGCUGCGGAGCCCUCAGCGACACGGAGGAGGAUGACAAAUUAUAGAGAGGGGAUGGGGGGAUGACAGAAAAGAGGGGCACAGAAAGAGAGAAUAGGAGAGAGCGAGAGAAUCAAAGAGAGGGGGCGCGAGAAGCAUAGCACACCCACAAAAUCAAAUUGGCAGUCAGACUCGGAGAAGAUGCCAUGUAUACAUAGCAUAUUAUCAUAUAAGAGAACUGAACCACCAACACUAAACUCACCUGUCAUGUUCACACAAAGCAUCAAUGCAAAACCAAUGUUUGGUUUGGAGGGAGAUAUGGAGAAGAGAGGCAAUAGUGUCUGUUGGCAUGAGGCAUGAGACGUGUAAAUGUAUGUCGUGCAAUAUUGCUGUUUUUUUUAUGUGAAGAGGCUGCAGCCCACGGCCUUGGACUCCAAUGGCUAAAGCUGUUUGAGAGGAAAUUUAAUAAAACUAGAAAACUUUAUUUUGGAACAUGGCAUUGCACAAAAUGCAUUGAAUGCCCAUCCAAUGAAUAGUAUCAACAGGUGACAUAGAUGUAGAUGCUGGAUAGAAUGAAGUGCGGUGUUGCAUUAGAUGAAGUAUAUUUAUUAUUAUUAUUAUUAUUAUACAUUGCAAUUAAAUUCUGAAGGUAUUCAUGUAAUAUUCUGCUUCAGGGUUAAUGUGCAGAUAUUGUGUGUGUGUUUGCGUCUGCGCGUGUGUGUGUCUGUGUAUGUGUGUGAGAGAGAAUGUGCCGGAGAGAGAGAGUGUACAUUUGUGUACAUUUCUGAGACAAAAGGAGAGUGUGAAUGUGUAUUGUGUAAUACACCACAUAAAGGGAAUUAAAGACUAAAAGCCAUGGAUAUUAUUUAUAUAGACUAGAUGUUUGCAAGCCAUCUACCUGAUUCGAUCAGCAAUCUCCAUACAUAGCAAUGGUCUACACUGGGACACAUCCCCAUCCAGUCUCCACUCUGAUUAGACACGUAGACAAGAUCAAAAAAAAGUGUGAGCACUGCCUCUAAAAUAUAUCUUUUUUUAUUUGAAAAGCUAGAGUAACCAAUACAAGGUGGAUACGUUCAUGAAUGGCUCUCGAUUUAUCUAUGGAUGUGUCCAGUGGUGAAGUCGGACCAAACCUGCAAUAGCCUUUAUCAGCUCGAGUUUGAGCGGCACCUUGUAAAUACGUGCUUUAACUCCAUUUUGUCCAUAUUUUCUUGUUGUUAAAUAAACAGAGGUAUUGCUGUCCACUGGUCCCCUAUUGACCUAUUUGUACAGUAUCACAUACUUUCGUAUCUUUAUGUGUGACCACUUAAAUUGACAGCUCCCCUAUGUAUGUAUAAAAGCUAAGUGAAAGACUUUUGCUUGUUGACUAUUCUGACAUUUUGGUUCUCUCUUCUGUACAAACUUGCACAAUCAACAGCUUCCUGUGUCCUGGUUAUACCGCCAGGUAUCAGAGCUUAUUGUCGGAGGGGUUCGUUAAAAAAAAUACAGGGCUCUUUAAGGGAUAGCUUCAGCUGCUCACCUCAUCCUAUAUAGAGAUAUUACAUGCUUGUUUUUAAUCUGUGACAAGGGGUGCAGUCCAAUAUGCAACCUUGCGUCCUCCACUUGUGCUUGUGGCCUCAACCCACCUCCUGGCCCCACCUCCAUGAAGAAAACAAUAUAGUUUUCCAGCUGUCAGUCUAGCCAAAACAUUUUUUGGGGACUAUUCUUCAUUCAUCAUUCAGUUUGCAAAUGAGAAAAUGACUUUGCGAGAUAAUGAAAUAUAAUGUUGUUGUCAGUGAUGUCAUCCUGACAUAUUACUUCUUGGUACAAGGCCACAAGCACAAGUGGAGGACGCAAGGUCGCAUAUUGCAACGCACCCAUGGACAGAUGGAGCAUCCGCUCCAGCUGGACAAGAACUCAGUCCCUUGCUUACUUUUUCCGCCCAGUCGUUCACAGGACGCAUGGAAGAACAAUGCAAUUCUGUUAUUUGACUGACUGUUGAUGUUGGAAUGGUCCAUCAAGUGCGCUGGCCAAUAAAAAAAAGCUAGAAGACACUGUGACCUUGAAGGAAUGGGAUUGUGCAGUGCAAAUUUAGAAAUAUGUUUCUGUGGUGAUUCUGUGUUUCAGUUUUCAUUGUAAAGGACCAACUAAGUGAAUUGAUG